AUGGCUAGCCUCUCUGUUCCUUCCUUUGAGCAUGGUGAAGGAGAUGAUGAUUACCUCCAACAUGGAAGUGAAUGCUUUGUGAGCAAUCACCGUCACAUCCAAGAACUACAUCGUUUAUCAGCCUUCCAACAGGUGACCACAAAGGUACCGCCAUCCUUUGAUGGGCGAGGCAGUUGGUUCGCCUAUGAAGAUGCAAUCGAUGACUGGUGUGACAUCACUGAGCUAGACAAUGACAAGCGUGGACCAGCAUUGCGGAACCGUUUAGAAGGAGAAGCAGCAAUCCACAAAAGGACGAUUCCAGUAUCAGCCAACUUGGUGGCUCUCAUCUUCGUGUCCCUGUCUGAUCUUACUCAGGAUCAGAGGCAGGUGUUGACAUCACUGAUGACACACAGGAAUCGCGUGUUGGCAGAUUACCGUCUCAUCGAACUUCGUGAAGUCUACUUGGAAGUUUUCUGUACUACCAAGACUACCGUCGAUAAUCCUCUCCUCGCACCUUCAGGUCAUGGUGGUCGCAAGACCUUCUUGGUCCUUGAUGAGGGCCACAUGGACUUCUUUGGAAGCGAUGGAUACAAGUGCGAAGGAUAUUGGGUCGAGGAUGAAGAGGAUGGCACAGAAGGGUUUCUUGAAGCAGACGAUGACUCCUUCUGGGUCUACGACGACGAAA
Molecule: messenger RNA, 664 nt
Organism: Symbiodinium sp. CCMP2456
Lineage: Eukaryota; Dinophyceae; Suessiales; Symbiodiniaceae
Source: the annotation of a GenBank genome assembly